Messenger RNA from Funneliformis caledonium, 807 nucleotides. The record is from the annotation of a GenBank genome assembly. NCBI's taxonomy places the organism in Eukaryota, Fungi, Glomeromycota, Glomeromycetes, Glomerales, Glomeraceae.
CAGGUUCCUGAUGAGAUUAAGCUUUGUGUUGAUAAUCCAAAAGAGCUGACGACAGAGUUGAAACCAGAUGAUAUGAUUUCUAAGCAUUUUAAUAUCAAUCAUAUUGAAGAAGGUCUCAUCCUCAUAUACCCCGUCUUAAAGCCUCCCACGAAUGAAAUAAAAAAAUAUGACACUGGAGCCCUUAUUUCAUUUUUGCAAGAACGGGACUUAGGGCUGGACUUGGACGACAAAAAUAUUAUUCGCAAGGAGAAGAUUGUGGGCCAGGACUUUCUUAAGUUAACCGAAGAAAAAUUUCGCAGUUAUGGUAUGCCAGGUGGACUGGCAUUAAGACUUGCGGAUUUUGCCAAGGAGUGUAAAGAUAAAAAGUUGAGGUCAUUCUCCUCGUACAAGACUAAGAAAGAGUUGCUUACAUAUCAUAAUAUAGCCACCCACACUAUCAACGAAAGCGUCCCUGAAUUUAAGCUAUGUAUUGAUAACAUUCUUCGUAAAAUAAAAAAUAUGAGUCCAGUUGUAGAUAGUAACGAAGCUAUGCAGUGCGAGUACAUUUCAACUAUCUUACAUACGGCUGUAAGUCUUCUCGAUGACUUGGUAAUCACACCUCAGGUGAAUAUAAUUGGUGAAGAAAACACUGGUCAUGUCGACUAUGCAAUCAAAAAAAUUAUCAGUGAGAUGUUGGAGGAAAUAAUUUGCAUAACCGAAGGCAAACAAAAUCAGGCGACUAUGGGUAUCUGCCAAAACUUACUACAAUGUCGAAGUGCCUGUGAUGUAAGUAUAACAAAUUCUACUAGCUCGCUCGCUAUAGGAUGA